AUGGCGGUUUCCGAUAGUCCCAGCGGUGGCUCCACGCCGCCUCAACAGGAACAAGCCAACAAGUACGGUUUCACCAAGCCUCUCUCCCUUGCGGGUCCCACCGACGCUGAUCUCCAACGUAACAACGAAUUAGAGAAGUUCUUGCUCGAAUCGGGGCUCUACGAGAGCAAUGAUGAAUCCGCGGCGAGGAAAGAGGUUCUCCACCGCCUCGAUCAGAUUGUGAAAAGCUGGGUGAAGCAGUUGACGCGCCAACGUGGCUACACAGAUCAGAUGGUUGAGGAUGCAAACGCUGUCAUUUUCACUUUUGGUUCUUACCGGCUAGGGGUUCAUGGACCUGGAGUUGAUAUUGACACUUUGUGCAUUGGUCCUUCUUAUGUGAAUCGAGAGGAAGAUUUCUUCAUCAUUUUGCAUAACAUUUUAGCUGAAAUGGAAGAAGUUUCCGAACUUCAACCAGUUCCUGAUGCACAUGUUCCAGUAAUGAAAUUCAAAUUCCAGGGAAUAUCUAUAGAUUUGCUGUAUGCCAGUAUAUCAAUUUUGGUUGUGCCAGAAGACCUAGAUAUCUCACAUGGUUCAGUGCUGUAUGAUGUUGAUGAACCAACUGUUCGAAGUCUUAAUGGCUGCCGGGUGGCAGAUCAAAUUCUUAAACUUGUUCCAAAUAUUGAGCACUUCCGAACUACACUGAGAUGCUUAAAGUUUUGGGCUAAAAGACGUGGUGUUUAUUCAAAUGUUACUGGAUUCCUUGGUGGUGUAAAUUGGGCUAUUUUAGUUGCUCGAAUAUGCCAGCUUUACCCUAAUGCAAUCCCUAGUAUGUUGGUUUCUCGAUUCUUCAGGGUCUAUACGCAGUGGCGGUGGCCAAACCCUGUAAUGCUAUGCUCUAUAGAAGAGAAUGAACUUGGGUUCCCUAUAUGGGAUCCUCGUAGAAAUCCACGAGAUAGAUUUCACACUAUGCCAAUAAUUACUCCUGCAUACCCUUGCAUGAAUUCAAGCUACAAUGUCUCAGCAAGCACCCUACGUGUUAUGAUGGAACAGUUUCGCUAUGGCAAUAAGAUUUGUGAUGAAAUUGACCUUAAUAAAGCCCAGUGGAGCGCACUUUUUCAGCCUUACAUGUUUUUUGAAGCAUACAAAAACUAUUUACAAGUGGACAUAAUUGCAUCAGACACUGAUGAUUUACUAGCGUGGAAGGGCUGGGUAGAAUCUCGGUUGAGGCUGCUUACCCUGAAGAUAGAACGAGAUACAAAUGGGAUGCUGCAGUGCCAUCCUUACCCGCAUGAGUAUAUAGACACAUCCAAGCCUUGUGCACAUUCUGCAUUUUUCAUGGGCUUGCAAAGAAAAGAGGGAGUAAGAGGUCAAGAGGGGCAGCAAUUUGAUAUACGUGGAACGGUUGAUGAGUUCAGACAAGAAAUAAAUAUGUAUAUCUACUGGAAGCCAGGGAUGGAAAUUUUUGUUUCUCAUGUUCGUCGAAAGCAGCUCCCUGCAUUUGUUUUUCCUGAUGGUUACAAACGCACUAGAAUGCCAAGGCACAUUAGCCAUACAACUGAAAAAACAGGUGACGAUGCUACAAAGUGCUACUCUGGGUCUGGGCCAUCUGAAAGAUGCAUCAAGAGGAAAAGUUACCCUGAAAUGGUGGAUAAGAAGCCAGACAAACCAGAUAAACGGGCAUCUAUUAGCCCACAGAGGUUAGAAUGCGUUUCUCCUGAAAGUUGUACUAGUAAAUCAGGUGGUACAACUCAAAUGAGUAUUGAUAGUAUUGAAGGGGUUUGUUUAGCUGGUUCAAAAACCAACGUUGCUAACAGCAAUUGUGAAAUUAAGUCAUCUGAUGUACUCCCAGGAAGUGGACUAAGCACUGAGGUAGCUGACAUGCAGAUUAGUGAACCAGGUUUUGUUGACGCCACACAUGAUAUGUUGAAAUCUAGGAGUGUAGAAAUUCCAAAUGAGAAUGGAGUUGUCAAUGGGGACAAAGCUCAGAAUCUGGCUUUAGAUUGCUUGGAAAGUGCAGAAACUGAAUCUACUAAUAGCUUGUCAAACUGUAAAGAGGAUGUCGUUGAUAUGGAUAGGCAACUAGACAAAGCAUGUAAUUUCGUCACAAGGGAUGAAUGCUCAGAUUAUGUACCGAAUGCCAGGCCCCGGAACCUCAAUUGCGAGGUGAGUUAUUUCGUUCGAGGACUUUUUGGAUUAGGAACUGUUGUGGAUGGCAGUGAAAAAAACUGGAAGUCUGGGAGAUAG
Messenger RNA from Sphenostylis stenocarpa, 2223 nucleotides. The record is from the annotation of a GenBank genome assembly. Lineage: Eukaryota; Viridiplantae; Streptophyta; Magnoliopsida; Fabales; Fabaceae.